CUUUAAGAUGCCAUCGUCAGGUAGUUGUAGAAUCAUUGAUAUGGAUUAGCAAUAAUACGCCACUAAUUUACGAGUGAUGGAAUAUAACUUCGAUGGAUUGCAAAUACGUCAACGCGGACAUGUUUUCAUACGGCGAGGAGGACAAACGAGUGUUCAGAAUCGAUUCAAUACUCAAAGAAGAAGGUGCAUAUGUAUUGCGACAUUGCCUUGCCAACCAACUAGGCGGCCAGGCGCUUACACUAGUCCUCAGUCAGCCAUCAAUCAGUGCGAAAAUAGGCAGCGCACAGAAACGCAAAGUUAUCAAUAAAAUGCAAUAUGAUUUACUUUAUCCGAGUGGGGGCCCAGUUGACAUCAGCACCUUUGACGUUACAUUACUGGCGUUUUUGUUGAGGGAAUUACACCCAACGAUGAACAGCGCAAGCAUGGUUUGGAUUAAUCCAAAUCCUGGAGAUUUUUCCGAAGAAGCGGAUGUCACUAGGUUGAGAAUGUUUCGAAACAAAUUCGUUCACGAAGGGUCUUCCAAACUUUCAGAAAAAGAAUUUAGCGCCUUGUAUGUAGAGUUACGGGAUGUUAUCAGUCGUUUGGCCCGAAGUAGUGGAUGCAUAGACUUUUCCGCCAUGGUUGAUCGUCUUGAACAAAAGAAGGUCGGCCCCUUCGAAUCUUUCGAAAGGAAACCCGCAGUCAACGAUCAGUCCACAAGCGUUUCCAGUAGCUUGGAAGAAAACAUUGAUAACUGUGGACAUGAAACCAUUGUUGGCAAACCAGAGUUUCAUGUUAACAAUGUUAGUGCUAAUGAAGAUGGCCUUGAGGGCAAGUGUCGUUACCAUGAAGUGGAGGUCAUAGACCCAGCCGGUUCUUUUGUGUCCUUUCAAGGCUCAGACUCACAAUUUAUGAAACCCCAACUAUUGGUGACACUUUAUUGA
Dreissena polymorpha is the source of this 923-nucleotide messenger RNA. RefSeq lists its product as uncharacterized. Bases 93 to 923 code for a protein of 276 amino acids. Lineage: Eukaryota; Metazoa; Mollusca; Bivalvia; Myida; Dreissenidae. The record is from RefSeq and is a predicted model, not a curated record. The transcript is spliced from 2 exons.